GCGGCGUGGUAAACGAGUGCACUGGAAAUGCGUAGACUUGCUUCGGAAAGGCAUCGCCGCAGAGCACUGCUGGAAUCGAACCUCUGACCUGUUGGCGCAACUUGGGGAAACCGCGGCUCGAGCGUUGAAGUGUUUGACGUCUGCCGCCGGCCGGCGGAAUGUGUGAUUUCGGAAUACCGGUCAAACGAGCACGCUACCUGGUACUAACGUGUGUACCGUUUGUGUAGUUAGCGACCGUGCGCGAGAAUUAGACCUGGUGUACCGGUUUAUACCACGACUCGGCCAAGAAGCUUCAGCGAGACUCAAGUCAAGUUUUGGACUGAUUUUGUCUCUACUACAUUUCGUACCGAGUGCAGUCGCGGUGGCGCGUCGAAUCGCGGGAACCACUUGGUUGACUGCGUGUCCCAUAGCGUUAUUGGCUUGAUUUCUUAGCGCCCAUUCCUAGCCGUCACGCUAAAGUCAGCUUCACGCUAAAGUGGAGUGAAACAGUUUCGUCGCUCAUUUUCCAAACUACCUCUAGACGGCUUGCAGGCAUCUUCCGAGCGCCACGGCAGCUUACAGAAGACUUCUAGACGUCUCUAGAAGACUUACAAACAUCUUCCGAGCCUCAAGGCAGCUUCCAGAAGACUUCUAGACGUCUCUAGACGACUUAGACAUCUUCCGAGCGCCACUGCAGCUUGCAGAAGACUUCUAGAGGACUUGUAGACAUCAUCCGUGUGCCACGGUAACGUCCAGAAGACUUCUAGACGUCUCGCAGCAGACGACAUUCCGCGAGUGCCGCAGUGCAUUUUCACACGACUUGCCGAUCCAGGCGGCACUUCAAUAAGACGCGACGCUCGCGCCUUAACGCUGUACUUAUCCAAGGGAAAUUUUUUAGCGUCUGCUUGAUGAAAGAACAGCUUACGUCCGCUGAGAAGAUGGACGCCAAGGAGGCGGCGUUCUGGAGCAGCUACACCGCCGUGGCAACGCCCAACAUCCAGGAGGAGAUCUUCGUCCAACAUUCGGCGCCCAGUAGAGCAUGGUUCAGCAAGACCGAGUCCACCGGUCUGCCUCCAAUCACCAGGAAGCAGUGGCUCAUCAUCGUGCUCAUAUACUCUGGCAACUUCUGCGCCGCCAUGAGCUUCUCGCUGCAGGCGCCGUUCUUCCCAAAGCAGGCAACCGACAAAGGAGCCACCCCGACAGAGUACGGACUCAUCUUCUCGUCCUUCUACUUCACCAUCUUCCUCAUUGCUCCCGCUUACGGAAAACUGGUAGCCAUAGUGAGUCCUAACAUCAUGCUAAACGGAGGGUUCAGUCUUACCUGCCUCUGCGUCGUGCUCUUCGGCUUCAUCAACCAUGCUCCAGCCGGUGCUACGUUCGUGGCACUGGCGUUUCUCAUCCGCAUCAUGGAAGGUUUAGGUGCGGCCGCCUACAUCACGGCCAGCGCCACCAUCAUCAUGUCCGAGUUCCCGGGCCGCAUCGGCACCGUCCUGUCGUCACUAAAGACCGCCUUCAGCGUCGGUGUCAUCAUCGGGCCGACCAUUGGUGGCUUCCUUUUCGAUUUGGGCGGCUACACGACACCCUUCGUAGUCUGUGGUAGCAUCGGGUUCGUCUGUAAUUUGGUGACCUACCUCGUUAUUCCCAGCAUAGAGGACAAGCACGACAGCACCCCGACCGACCUUCGCAAGUUCUGGAGCGGGCCCCUGAUCUACAUGUACGCGGUGGCCAUCUUCGGAAGCUACGUCUGCGUGGGCUUCAAUCAGGCGACGCUGGAACCUCAUCUGAGGCCCUUCAACUUGUCCACCACGGUGCUGGGACUGGUCUUCAUGAUUCCCGGUAUCUGCAACGGUCUCAUGACUCCCGUGUGGGGCUGGCUAUGCGAUAAGAAGGUCAACACCAAGCUGCUGACCUCUAUCGGCGCCUACUUCACACUGCUGUAUCUGCUGCUGGUAGGCCCGGCGCCCUUCUUUCCAUUCAACACGAAGCUCUGGCUCGUCCUGGUGUCCAUGGCCUUCUUUGGCAUCGGCAUCGGUGGUGCCUCCAUCUGCGCAUUCAUGGCAACCCUGGAGUACACGCUGAACCGGGGUUUCGAGCGUAGCAUCGCCACCAACGGCUUGGUCUCGUCCAUGUUCACCCUCUGCCAGUCUAUCGGGUCCUUCACGGGUCCCGCUCUCGGAGGCGUCCUGCUGCAGCACGUGGGCUACGCCUGGGGCACCGUUGUGCUGUUCGGCUUUCAGGCCAUUGUGGCCGUUCUGGUGACCACCGUCUACCUUCGCGAAGUGUGCUGCAGCAGGGCCACCAUAUGCCGAUCGAAUACGCGCGGCCGACUGCUGGACGCCGACACAGCCACGAACUCGACCAGCUGCGAGUUCACGACCGUUUCGGGCCGCGUGCACAAGGCCCAGCAGCGCCAGUACGGCGCCUGCAAUGGCGACGGCCCGUCAUAACGACCCACUGUAUCCGCGCUUCCCCGCUAGGGGUCGGAGCUGUUGUUGCCACGUGAUACGCAUGCACUCACCACGCUGACGAAUCUGGCUCACAAGUUCUAUAGAAGCUGUUAGCUCUCCAAGCGUGUGACGUCUGAACUCUUGAAUCCGUUUAGUGGACCACCAUGUUGUAGGGAUGAUGUAUAAUCAAAGCAGCUAGGCCUGAUAGCGAGCUUUACUGCUGGGGACUCCAAGCCGCUUGCUUAUAUUCACGCUCCUGCCUUCCUUUGUACUCCCAGCCGCACCCAUGGAGUAUACAAAGGAACGCAAGGCCUUGCGUACGCAAGCCAUUUUGGGGCCACGGCACUGAAACUAACAGCGAGUUACUGCGUGAGUAGCGACUGUAAGGUCUUUGCCUACGUAAGAACGCUGCGUUUACGGACGCUACACCGCUAAGACGCAGUACUAAAUCACGGAUUACUCUCCGUAAAAAUAAAACAGUCAGGCUGUAAUCCUGCCAACGAUUAUUUUCAGAUCGCGUCAGCUGACCCUCGAAAAAUAUGAACAGCGGCUGGCGCAAUGAGACAUACAGUUGCGCCGUUAAAUACACCGUUUUUGGUGUUUCUGCGUUGAGACGUGGGCGUCCCAAAAUAACCCUCUGUGCUGCUUCGUUCGUCCAGACGAGGCAGAAGGGGAUGCACCGUAAUUCACUCGAAUAUUGAUUAUUCAGCAAGUGCGCGCGAGAGCACGAAUUGCGCGGACAAUUAAAACAGUUCGCUCGUUGAAGUCAUGAUCAUGCCCGACUGGAACACCUACAGAAGAAGCUGUAAGCCUCUCUCUAAUUGUUCUUUUUUUAAUUUUUAGUUUUCGAUUGAUUUUAAGAAAACUGCCCCACUUUUAGUUACAUGCGGGAGUUUUACCGAACUUGCGGUGCGAGUUACCCUUAUUUGCACCGUUCGAAGCUGUACAAAACGGGUGCCAUACUGCCAGCGUUAUACGAUCGAGUUACUUGUUUUGAAAUAAAAUUGUUUCCGAGAACUC
This is a messenger RNA of Rhipicephalus sanguineus (brown dog tick), 3446 nucleotides long. RefSeq names its product MFS-type transporter SLC18B1. Bases 888 to 2426 code for a protein of 512 amino acids. The transcript is spliced from 13 exons. Gene Ontology annotation, molecular function: transmembrane transporter activity. NCBI's taxonomy places the organism in Eukaryota, Metazoa, Arthropoda, Arachnida, Ixodida, Ixodidae. Gene Ontology annotation, biological process: transmembrane transport. The record is from RefSeq and is a predicted model, not a curated record.